Molecule: messenger RNA, 957 nt
Organism: Dacryopinax primogenitus
Lineage: Eukaryota; Fungi; Basidiomycota; Dacrymycetes; Dacrymycetales; Dacrymycetaceae
Exons: 6
Coding region: 1-957 (318 amino acids)
Source: RefSeq, a predicted model, not a curated record
AUGGUUGUGCUGCUCCUCAACAGUCCCCAGUCCACCCUCAUCUGUGAUUUGCCUGAGAAGUGGGUCCAACUUUUUGACCUUGACCAGCAAGAGGAGCUGGCUGCCUUGUCUGCGCUGCCCAAGGAGGAUGAGGAAGAGGACAAGGAUGAGAAGGAGUUCAAGAUGAUGUUGUCAGGAGUUUUGAUGUCCAUGGUGAGCCUGGCCAGUCCCUUGGUGAAGGCAGAGAAGGCCAAGGCCAAGGCUAAGGGGACAAUGCUGGCAAAGUUGGUCAUGCUGCACCUCAACAAUUGUACAAAUAAGAUGCUGCCUGUGACCAGGGCAUGCAGGAGGCUGAUGAAGGCAGAUUCCUGUAAUGCAGGUUGGAUGAUUGAGGAGAUGCUGGCAAUGCUGUUGCUGGCAACAACAGAUGAUGCAGUGUUAGAGUCAUUUGCAGCAGAGAAUUGUUGUUUGUUGUGCUGCAAGCAUGCAGUUUUGAAGGAUGGGUGGCUGCACCAUGAGUGCAACAUUGCAGAGGUGCCUGACAAGGCAGUUUGCUCCGCAUGCAAGGCAGCAAAAAAGCCUUGCAGUGCGCAUAUAGCCACGGCUCUGCCUCCAGUGCCUGCAGAGGAGCUGUUCUGCCUGGAGACUCCUGAGCCAAUUGAGGAGACUGCCAAAAAGCCCAUCAAAAAGAAGAAGCAGAAGCCGGUGUGCACCUAUGCACUGGCAAAGCCCAAAAAACAUGAGCAGGAGGAUGACAAGGACUUGUCUGGGCCAUUGGCAAAGCAGUCCCGCCUUCUGGAGGCUGAGAUUGAGCUGCUGAUUGUGCCACUCUGGAUGGUGGAGCACAAGAUGCUAGAGCUCUGCAAGAGCCUGCAAAUGGCUCAGAAAGUGGUGGACAUGGUGCAGAAAGUGGUGGACACUGUAUUGGGCUGGGCGGACCAAGUCCAGACUCUCCUGGGGAGGGCUCUGGCUGAGUAA